AUGCUUUUCCUUCCUUUCCCCUUUCUCCUCGAGGGCUAGGGUUAGGGUUAGGGUCUCUCCAUCCCCUCCCCUUCCUGCCUCGCAGAGAGAAGAUAUCGAGAUCGAGAGAGAUCGAGAGAUGGGUUCGGCGGCGGCCGCCAUCUCGAGCUCUCUGGUGCAGGAGAGCUUCGAGGAGCUGGAGAGGCAGCGGGAGCUGAUCACGAGCUGCACUCUUCUGUGGAAGGAGCUCUCCGACCACUUCUCCUCCAUGGAGCGCGACCUCCAGCUCAGGUCCGAGUCUCUCCGAACCAAGCGCCAGUCCCUCGACCUCUCCACCCAGAGCUCCCUCGCCUCCCUCCACCGCCGCGAGCUCUCCAUCGACGGCGCCGUCGACCUCGCCCUCGCCAAGGUCCAGGAGCGCUGCGACGCAGCUCUCCUCGCGCUCUCCUCCCCCGCUUCCCCCGUCGACAACAACAACGACACCAACGAUCUCCCCGGCAAGCUCAGAUCUUUCUGCACCAGGAUGGACUCCGACGCCGUCUGGGACCUCGUCGUCUCCAAGCGGAAGGAGGUCGAGCUUCUCCGCUCUGAGCUCCCCCUGGCCCUCGCCGACUGCAUCGAUCCCGCCAAAUUCGUCAUGAACGCCAUCUCCAAGGUCUUCCCCGUCGAUCGCCGGCCACCGGCGGCGGCGGCGAAGUCCCCCAACGAUCUCGGCUGGGCCUGCGUGCUGAUCCUGGAAUCCCUGGUCCCCGUCCUGGCGGAUCCCGAGCUGGGGACGGCCCGCCCGCUGGUGACGCGCAGCGUGAGGGAACGGGCGAGGGAGAUGGCCAACGCGUGGAAGGAGGGUUUGGAGCAGCGCGGGGGGAUCGAGAGCGCCAAGCCGCCGGACGCGCAUACGUUCCUCCAGCACGUGGUGACCUUCGGGAUCGUGGAGAAGGAGGACAGGGAGUUCUACCGGAGGCUCGUGGCCAGUUUCGCAUGGCGGAGGCAGAUGCCCAAGCUCGCACUCUCCUUGGGUCUUGAGGAUAGUAUGGCUGAUAUAAUUGUGGAACUAAUUAGUAAGGGUCAGCAGCUUGAUGCAAUAAAUUUUUCCUAUGAGGCUGGUCUUCAGGACAAGUUCCCUCCUGUACCAUUACUGAAAUCCUUUCUGAAAGAUUCCAAGAAGGCUACAUCUUCAUGUUCAGAGGACCGCAACAACUCUGGCCAAGCUGUGAACAAUGGCAGCCGCAAGGAACAGUCAGCUCUUCGGUCGGUUAUGAAAUGCAUCGAGGACCACAAACUUGAAGCUGAGUUCCCCUUGGAAGGUCUCCAGAAACGACUCGAAAAUUUAGAGAAGGCUAAGGUGGAGAAGAAAAGGCCAUCUGGAGGUGGUCCUGCCAACAAGCGCACACGAGCCAACAAUGGGGGACCAAUGCCUCCAGCCAAGGCUGGUCGUCUAACAAACAAUGCUUAUGUGUCUUCUUUUCCUGCUACGACGACAUUUGUGCGAUCACCAUCAGCCCAUGCUGCAUAUCCGGCUGCUGCCCCUCCCUAUCCUUAUGAUAGGCCAGCAGGACAUGGGGUCUAUGGCAGCCGAAGCCCGCCAGCUAUUAGGGACCCAUACGCAUAUCCAACUGAGGAAGUAGCCGCUGCUGCUCUUGGUGCCUCUUACCCAUCAGCUCCGAUGAGUUAUCCUGCCUAUUGUGGUUACAACAAUGGUUUGGCAGGUUACAGCAAUGGAUUAACGCCGGGGUAUCAGCAGGCUUAUUAUCGGUAGGAAUGGUGGCGGCAAGGCUUUGAUUAGUAUCUGGUCAAUGAUAAUCACUAAUUGUCUUGCUUGAUGGCCUAUUUUGUAGUGACUAACUACAAAGGUAGGGCUGUAUGUGCUUAUUAGAUGGCUUGGUCUUUAGUUCUUGUUUAGGUCUCUUGUAUCCUGUAUUGCCUUAAUGCAUGUAAAUGUUUAUGGAUGACAAUCAGAGAUGUUUAAAUCCUUAAUGACUGAACACUGGAUGUAUUAAGUUGUUAGAACUAUUGCAGGACUGGCUCUGGUAUCAUAUAAUCAAAUUUCAGUUUCAUCUAUAAA
This is a messenger RNA of Phoenix dactylifera (date palm), 2041 nucleotides long. RefSeq names its product FRIGIDA-like protein 4a. The record is from RefSeq and is a predicted model, not a curated record. Lineage: Eukaryota; Viridiplantae; Streptophyta; Magnoliopsida; Arecales; Arecaceae.